AUGACCGAGCUGUCUUCCUUCUCCGCGACAAUGGGCUCCCACAACGGGGAAGGGCGUGACGGCGCUCGUUUCGUCGACCAGCGAAGCAACGGCAACGGCGAACACCUAGCACAGCCGGGCCCGUCCAACGACGCAGGCAACCACCAGCAUUCGCGGAAGCGCAAGAAGCGCUUCAAGUACCUCCUCGAGAACCAAUCCAACGCCAACGGCGAUGCCAGAGAUGGGCAGAGCGAGGAUCCAGACGGCAACGGCGUCGACGCCGAUGGCAAGAAAGAGAGCCGCAAGAAGGUCAAGAAGGCUUGCAUCUUCUGCAAGCGCAGCCACAUGCCGUGCGAAGAGGCAAGACCGUGCCGAAGAUGUAUCAAGCGAGGUAUCUCUGACAUGUGCCGCGAUGCCGAGCCCCAGGGCUCAAACGGGAAGCAAGCCAAGCCAACGGAUCGUGCAAAGUCGAGCCCCAGCACGACCAAGGGCAAGGGCAGGGACGACGACGGCGCGGCCGGAUCUCCCGAAUCCAUGUCGCCGGAGCCCGAGGAACUCGACAUCCCGGGCGUGUCUGCCAGAGACCCCGACUUUCCGCCGGCCAUGUCCAUCAGCCUCUUGCUCAGUCCCGCCGACGUCAGCUCCACGCGCAACUCGCAGGCCACCGUGUACGCCAGGUAUGCAGGCGACGCAGCGCCGGGUGGCCCGGCGGGCAAGGUUCAGGCACCCUCGAAGCUACGCAAUGGGCAGGGUCCUUCGACGCCAGGAACGCAGAGCCGGCGAUCCGCCCCUGCCGCCUUCACGGCCGACUAUGCCGAGGCGCAGGAGCGCUCCUGGGAGCGAAACAUGGACUAUACGUCGCAACGGGAGCUCAUGAAGCUGCUCGAGGCUGGGCCCUCUGCCGUCGACCUCAACGAUGCAUUCGGCGACAAGCCCACCUCGCUGCUUAACUAUCCGGCCAUGAUCGGGAUGCCGGUCGGCGAGUCUCUGAUGAUGCCGAGCGCGGCCAACAGUCCAUCGCCCGUCGCCGGCGGCAACCAAGGCGAGAGCUACGACGAGCGCAGUCGGGACAGCUCCUACCAUGUGGGAUCGACGUCGUCGCUGGUGCGGUCCCAUCCGUCUAGCGAGAUGUUCCCCCGACCCAAGCACCUGCUCCAGGAGGAGCAUGCCACGACCGCCGAGCUGCGUGGUCUCAAGAGCUACAGCUACACGUACGGCUACGCCAAGCUCGCUCGAUGGAUGCAGACGAGGUACUCGCGCGAGUCGUGCGAGGCCGUCGACCAGUGCCUGGGCCAGAUUCGGCCCAAGUUCCUCGCCAUCUCGCGCAGUCUGCCGGAGCGCGAGCUGCUGGGCGUCGAGGAGGCCUUUAUCCGCCUGGUGCACCACUACCAGGCCAACGUGCUCGAAUUCGUCCCGAUGCCGACUAUCGUGUCGCGCCGCACGGGCGAGGUGUACGCCGCCAACGAGCAUGCGGCCCGCCUGCUGCAACUGCCCAAGGGUCUGUUUGAAGGGGGCCAGAUUUCUCACUUCCAGCUGGUCCCCGAGGACGAGGCGGUCAAGCUGUGGCGCCUCUACGCCGACGAGUGCAUGGGCAUCCUCAAGGACCCGCCGGUGCGCCUAUCCAAGAUUGAGGUGGACCGGUCGCUGCUGCUGUUCAACAAGCCCGGCUUUGAUCCGCACACGGGCGAGCUGCUGGGCGACGGCAGCGGCGUGUGCCAGGACGGGUCGCCCGUCGUGAUCCGAAGCCAGGCGCUCGUCACGUUUGAGGCCAAGAUUUCGCAGCACGGUCUGCCCGUCAUGGUGGUGGUUCAAUUCAUCCCCAUGCCUGCCACCCUCGAAGGUCGAAGCUAG
Messenger RNA from Pseudozyma flocculosa PF-1, 1830 nucleotides. RefSeq lists its product as uncharacterized. NCBI's taxonomy places the organism in Eukaryota, Fungi, Basidiomycota, Ustilaginomycetes, Ustilaginales, Ustilaginaceae. Gene Ontology annotation, biological process: regulation of DNA-templated transcription. Gene Ontology annotation, molecular function: DNA-binding transcription factor activity, RNA polymerase II-specific; zinc ion binding; RNA polymerase II transcription regulatory region sequence-specific DNA binding. The record is from RefSeq and is a predicted model, not a curated record. The transcript is spliced from 7 exons. Gene Ontology annotation, cellular component: nucleus. Bases 1 to 1830 code for a protein of 609 amino acids.